This is a messenger RNA of Mizuhopecten yessoensis (Yesso scallop), 2059 nucleotides long. RefSeq names its product serine protease 23-like. Gene Ontology annotation, biological process: proteolysis. Gene Ontology annotation, molecular function: serine-type endopeptidase activity. The coding region runs from base 402 to 1505 and encodes 367 amino acids. The transcript is spliced from 2 exons. The record is from RefSeq and is a predicted model, not a curated record. Lineage: Eukaryota; Metazoa; Mollusca; Bivalvia; Pectinida; Pectinidae.
AACAAUUUGGAAGCAUGCAAAGGUUCGUCCGAAAGGCGAUGAGCGCACUGGCGCACUGUCCCCGUCUCAAAGGGCCACUGCGAGAGGGUCAGUAUGUCAAGUGAUUCUAUCUGGGGCCAAUUGGUCUUAAUUAACGGAGAUAUAUAUAUGGUAUGGACAUGUAUGCACUACCUUUCAUCACACAAACGAAACUUGUUCGACCGAAGGUUUAAAGAAACUUCCAUGAGGCCUUGUUCUGAUCGGACUUUCAGCUGCGGAUAGAUCCAAAUCCGCCUGUUUGCUGCCUUACCUACAGAUAGACAAUCUGACUCGUCGCAAUCCCAGAUGCGAAAAAUUUGAAAAAAGCGUCCAGAAAACGUCGAACACGAGCAGCCACUUUGGUAACCUAAAGAUACGUUGCUAUGCUCUACACGUGUGCCUAUUCACAUAUACACUACAUUGUCUACGUGUGGCUUUCGUUCUACCUGCACGUGGUGGUGUUGUCAGCGGGGGUUGGGGAUACCGUCCGGCGGCGUUUCUCCAAUGUCAGUGCCAGCAAGGAGCUAAAGCAAUAUGAUAUGCAAAGUUUAUCAAACGUCUUUCAGUUACAUGAAUUGCCUAAGAAAAGCACUCACGAAUGGACAAGCGAGUUUUUCAGGAGGACAAAAUCCAGUAAGAGAUUACAGUUGCUCAGUGCGUUGGAGUCGAACGUUUUAUUCGACGUCACCAAAAAACGAAGUCCUCCGCGCCAACAGCGUGUGUUUGUCUACGGGCAUGACGACAGGUUAGCGAUCGACCCUUCCCGGGUAAAGCAUUAUCCAUACUUUAACAUUGUGCGACUUUUAGGCGGGGGCGUCGGCUGUACGGGAACACUUCUCACACCGACCUACGUCCUCACGGCCGCUCACUGUGUCCACGACGGUGACAAUUUCAAACCCAAACUUGGGAUGCUCAAGGUUUUCAUACCACACAGUCACGGCGACCUGGUACGUUUUAUCAGUAACAUUAGCGUGCCCUCACAGUGGGGUAAGGCUGGGGCUAGUGCUAAACGGGCGAAGUUUGACUAUGCGGUCUUACACCUUAAUCUAGCUGUGUAUGGUCGCCAUGAUUUCAUGCCUCUGCAUGUUCCGAGUCAAAGACUCAUAAAUGAGGACCUAUACUUCCUCGGGUUUCACUACGACACGGCAUCCAUGUCCAAAACCAAGUGUUCGGAAUCGCUGAAGCACCUGAUGUACGGAAAUAACGUUUUAUUGAGUCAGUGUGAUUCUAGUGUUGGCAAUUCUGGGGCUACGCUCUUCUACGAGAACCCGCGUACACGUGAGAGGAAGAUCAUUGGUUUGGUGUCCAACACAGCCGACUUAAGUUGGAGAAAGUCAAAUCGCUGGUAUCGUGUUACCUACAUCACUUUGCUUACCACAGACAAGGUCAAGGACAUUUGUGACAUGGUGUUUCCGGAAGGAAAGGAUUACAAUGUCUGUCCUCCUUACACGUAUCAGAAGUACUCACGUGAUUCCAUCGUGUGGUAGUUGCAUGACGUUUUGUUUUAUAGUGGUCGAGGCUGCUCCUGGCCGAAAUAGUACAAUGCAUCUACAAUGGAAGUGUCAGUACUUCAUUAAUAGCAAUUUUAGCAGUCUUUGCUCGGGUCUUGUUAUUAUAUCAUUAGAAAGAAGUAGUCAAAUUUGCUUCACAUAUUGUUAACAUUUACUUUAUAUGAUAUUGACAAUGAUGUCCAAGUGUAUCAGGAAAUACAACUGCGCUAACUUUAAUCAGGAUUAAGAGAAUGACUGGUGAUUGCACUCACUCAAAUAGGAACUAUCAACAGAACGAUCCAAUUAUCAUCUAUUUCAGUAUGUGUAAAAUCGUAGCGCUCGAAAUCAUGAAAACAACAUUAAAGUAUACAGCUAACUUGAUUUGUUCGAUUGGCUUUUUCAAAAGAAAUAAGCAACAUAUGAGCGUAAAUUAUUGUGGAAUAUAUCAUUAACGAUGGCCGCUUCAUUUUCAUUUUACCAAGAAGCUGCGCACAUUUGCAGUCAGAUUCCCUGUCAAGAAAGUCAUACAAAAAUAUCCAAGAUAAGCCGCA